AUGAAAAAAGAGAAGUGGGAGGAACUAGAUUUUAGAGCUUCGAGUACAAUACGCAUGUCUUUGCCUAAGAAUGUUCUUGGUACAUCGUCAGCCAAAGAGCUUCGGAAGAAACUUGAAGGGCUAUAUCAAGGAAAAGAAAGUAUUGGAGUCAAGAUUGAUAAUGAAGAUAAAGCUUCGAGACUUAUAUGGUAUCUUCCAUCUUCAUAUGAGCAUAUUAAACAUGUUUCGAUAUAUGGGAAGGAAACUUUAAGUUUUGAAGAAGGAAAUGACAUACAUGUCAUUGUUCCAACUGCAUACAAGCAAUCUUUUGACUCAGAUUUAGAUAUUAAUGUGACAUGUACUAUGACCAACUUUCAAGUACAGCCCAAUGACCUGAUGUUUAAAGUAACCAACCACAAAUUUCUCCUUAAAUUCACAGGAGGUACAACUAUUGGAGAUGUCGGGAAGCACGACAUUCCUGUUAAGGUUAAUAGCCUCACUCCUUUUGCUGAUAUAAUAUCAGGGAAGUGGCAAAGGAACGUCCUGUGUGAUGUGCUUGGUGUCAUCAACGAUAUAGGUUACACACAAUAUCAAGCUGGAGGGAAAAAGGCUCAAGUCAACCUAAUUUUAAGAGAUUUGGGGGAUAACACUUUUAACUGUACACUAUGGGAAGAUUACGCAUCGCAAUUCUUUGAAUACAAACAGAAAAACCUUAAACCAAAUAAACCAACUAUUAUUCAUCAGAUAUGCAAAGGGAAAUUACCCCUUGCUGUGACAAACACAUUCAACGUCACUAAAUUACAUAUCAACGAAGACCUACCAAAAAUCAAAGAUAUUAUACUCUGGUUGCCUAUGGAAACAAAGUCAUUGAGCAACACCACCAGUAACACCCGACAAUGGUCACAACAGUCUACUGCUUCCCAUAUGACUCCAACUGAAAAAUUCCUUGACAAGGUUGUUCUGCUUGGGCUGGAUGAAAUCAUCAUGCUUAACGAGCCGACGUUAUGUGUCAUAGUUGCCCAAACUGCCAAACUCAUUCCAAGGAAGUGA
Messenger RNA from Vicia villosa (hairy vetch), 1029 nucleotides. RefSeq lists its product as uncharacterized. The record is from RefSeq and is a predicted model, not a curated record. The coding region runs from base 1 to 1029 and encodes 342 amino acids. The transcript is spliced from 8 exons. Lineage: Eukaryota; Viridiplantae; Streptophyta; Magnoliopsida; Fabales; Fabaceae.